AUGAGCGCCAGUGAGCUGCUGACGAGGCAAAUUCCCGCCGCCUUUAGCGAGCUGGGGGUUGCGCUGCCCCUGUGCUUCGCGGCGGCGGUGGGGGUGGCAGUGGCGUGGGCCGCCUGUUGGCUGCGGCGACCGCGUCUUUCGUCUGCGUCGUCGGUGAACGGCAGCGGCGCCGGGGCUGUCUCCGUGACAGAGGCCCCAGCGGCAGCAGCUCCACCAGAGCAGAAGCGCGCAAAGGCCCAACGCAAAACGAAUCUCGCUGGCAGAGCAACUGUAAAAGGGGAGCCGAAAAGUGAGGAGUCUGUUCAGCCUACUUCUGUGCUGCGCGGAUACCCGGAAGUGGACGCCAUCAUGGUAUCGCCGUGCCAACGGUAUCUGUUUAUUAAUUGCCGUAGCAAGCGAAGGGCCCGACUGUACCCACAGAACAGAAAUCGCGCCUUCAUGGCGCGUGGAAAGGAGCUACAGGAGAAGCACUUUGUUUCUGUCGACGAGGCCGUCAAGUCUGCUAUGGGAGAGGAAGCGAGGGUGGAGGUGCACUCGGCUGCCUUUUCCCACGACGGCGAAAGACUCGUGGUAAGUGAGAGGAACAGUGAUACGUUCUUUCUCUUCAGCAUCAACGGUAGGUGCCAGUUGACUCUGCAGUCGUCAUGUAAGCUGCCCCGCCACAUGCUGGUCUCGACGCUGCCUCCAUGGGGGGUAGCCGGUGCAGCCUAUGACCUCAUUGUUAUGACGCACGACAAGGACUGCGAGUUGGAAGUGUUCAGCCUUCAGUCGGUGGAGUUCCUUGGAAAGACGAAAUUUGCAGUGGGAAACGCCUUGGCCUGGGCGCAGCGCGACAGCACCAUCGCGGCGGCCGGAUCUUUUCUUAAAGAGCCGCGCGUGGCGACGCUGCAGGUGCGUCCCAACGGAAACGGGAUCCAGCUGAUAGAUAGCGUGCACGUGGAGGACAAUGCGAAGGUGCGGGUGUCAGCGUUGUGUCUGACCUCCAAGAACGUUCCGGAGUUUAACACACGCGAGUAUCUGAUUGUCUUCACGGAAGGAGGCGUAGGACACAUUUACGACAUUGCGCCGAAAACGGUGAACUCCAAAACGGAGCGUUCACUUGCUCUUGUUGGUUGCUUCCAGGACUCCUCCUUUGCUGGGUGGGAUGCCACGUGUCGUGUGCACAUGACAUUUUGCCUCUAUGGUAGCUCGUACCACGAGCGUUUGGCCAUUGCGCUCUUUCAGGGCCGCAACGUAACGGUGUACCGUCAAACCUCUGCGCACGUUUCACCAAGCGGACUCUUCACCCUGGAGCCUGUUGUGGAGCUGCAUGACUGUCACGAAGGGGAUAGCGUGGAGCAUGUGGUCUUUGUGCAGCAUGGGGAGGGGCUGGCGACGAGUGGUCGGGCAGACGGCAGGCAUGUUCGUCUUUGGACCCUUCCGCCGCUCCCCGCUUGA
This is a messenger RNA of Trypanosoma conorhini, 1437 nucleotides long. RefSeq names its product putative ubiquitin-protein ligase-like. The record is from RefSeq and is a predicted model, not a curated record. The coding region runs from base 1 to 1437 and encodes 478 amino acids. NCBI's taxonomy places the organism in Eukaryota, Euglenozoa, Kinetoplastea, Trypanosomatida, Trypanosomatidae. Gene Ontology annotation, molecular function: protein binding. The transcript has a single exon.